Molecule: messenger RNA, 429 nt
Organism: Macrosiphum euphorbiae (potato aphid)
Lineage: Eukaryota; Metazoa; Arthropoda; Insecta; Hemiptera; Aphididae
Source: the annotation of a GenBank genome assembly
AUGAGUCAAGCAUUUCUACUUAUUGAAAAUUUUGAUGUGUGUAGAAUAUGUUUGACCGAGCGUCAUACAGAUGGUCAUGAACCGUUUGUACACAUCACGACGCUCUUCGACGGGCAAGAGUCAAAAGAGAUAAUUUUUGAUUGGCUUAAAAUCAAUAUCAAGUCCGAUGAUGGUUUGCCCAAUAUGCCCAAUAUGAUUUGCAAAUGCUGCUCUGUAACACUAGACAACUUUCAUGCACUGAUGAACACAGCAAAUGAAUCUUAUAUUGUACUGGAUUAUAUUGCUAAGAAAAGAGUAAGCGAGAUAUGUAAUAUUAAAUUUAAGAUUUUUUAUUUGAAAUUUAUAAACUUAACACGUUCACUGCGUACUAACGCCAAUUGGCAUCAUAAGUAUCAUUCAGCAACGCGUUUGACGCCAUUUGGCGUCUAA